Dissoconium aciculare CBS 342.82 is the source of this 2183-nucleotide messenger RNA. RefSeq names its product poly A polymerase C-terminal region-like protein. The coding region runs from base 380 to 2068 and encodes 562 amino acids. The record is from RefSeq and is a predicted model, not a curated record. Lineage: Eukaryota; Fungi; Ascomycota; Dothideomycetes; Mycosphaerellales; Dissoconiaceae. The transcript has 3 exons. Gene Ontology annotation, biological process: tRNA 3'-terminal CCA addition. Gene Ontology annotation, molecular function: ATP:3'-cytidine-cytidine-tRNA adenylyltransferase activity; RNA binding.
CAGCAUCAAAGGACUUGAAGUCGUUGCAACAUCUUUCACAAUCAUCAAAUGACACAUAGCCCAACGAAGAAUCAUCAAAAAACUGUCGGCAGGCCGGUGCAUCGAUAACACAGAUCAACGGAACUCAUCUCGGAAUUUUGAGCAAGGUCAUCAUCAUUGAAUGACUUGCAGACGAAUUUCGCUGAGUCAUUUGGCAGCAACCUUGACUUUCCGACCUGCUACUGUCAAUAGAUUCAGCCCACAAAUAAAAUAUAGGAGAUUUCAAUGUCAAGGGAGACGGUGUAUGUCGUCGGUCCGUUCGCUCUCCAGUUCACCUAGAGCAACUAAGCGACAGAGACUGCACACUCCAUCUCCAAUUCGGACCGUCAAAUUUUCCGCCAUGGCUCCUGGCUUGGUGGUGGAAGAAGUUGAAGAUGUGACGCCUCUGCCUUCGAGUAUAAAAUUGACGCCUGUUGAGUUGAACAUCCAACGCAUGCUUCUUGAUGUUGCUCAAUACAUCGAUACAGAGUCACCAAACGACAAUGUUGAAGGACAAGCCAGUCUACCCAAGGAGCUUCGUGAGCAGAAGCUAUGUCUACGCAUCACUGGUGGUUGGGUGAGAGACAAGCUUUUGGGCGUACCGAGCGUUGACAUCGAUGUCGCGAUCAACAAAAUGACGGGCUUUCAAUUUGGCUUAAGAAUGAAGGAAUAUCUGGAGAUUCCGGGCAAUCUCGAAAAGUACGGCCUGGAGUCCAUCGCAGACAGCGAAAAGCUCAGUGCCAAAGCUGGCGCGACCGACAAGUCGAAGAUGGUCGGAGGCCUACACAAGAUUGAGGCGAAUCCAGAGAAAUCCAAACAUCUUGAAACGACCACUGUACGAAUCCUGGGACUCGAUAUUGACCUGGUCAAUCUUCGAAAGGAGACAUAUUCAGAUGAUAGCCGUAACCCGCAAAUGGAGUUUGGCACUCCAGAGGAAGACGCCCUACGUCGUGAUGCGACUGUCAAUGCCAUGUUCUACAACAUGAACACUCAAAAGGUCGAAGAUCUUACAGGAAAAGGCUAUGAUGACAUGCAAAAGAAGAUCCUUCGCACACCUCUAGAACCCUAUCAGACGUUCAAAGAUGAUCCUUUACGCGUACUGCGCUUGAUUCGCUUCGCCGCCCGACUUGGCUACACCAUCGAGGACGAAGCACUGGUAGCUAUGGGCAAUUCGGACAUCAAAGAUGCCCUUCACCGCAAGAUCAGCAGAGAGCGUGUGGGUACGGAGCUAGAAAAGGCUCUUAAAGGCCCGGAUCCCCAUGAGGCGCUUCGACUGAUAUUCGAAUUGGAUCUGUACGACACCAUCUUCGCCGAUCCAAGCGUUGACCGCGCAGAUCAUUACACGCCAGAUGUGACGCAUUGGCGUAUCAUCAUUGAUGCCGUACGGGAGAUGUACGAGAGCGAAGGGACUGUCUCACAGCAUCUCAUGAGAGAUAAAGAGGAGCUGUACCUUGCCUGGCAACUGGCAGCAAUGAUCCCGUAUCGUGACGCACCUCAACCUGAAGGUGAUCCAGGAAAGAAACCACCACCUCCGAUCUCGGUAGUCGUCGUUCGAGAAGGCAUCAAAGCCACGAAUAAAGUCUGUGAUGCUCUGAAUCUAUCCAUCCGGCACCAAAACGAGAUUGCGAUUUCCGUCGAUCGUCUCUAUCAACAGAAACGUCGACCUGAGAAGCAAUUCGAAGGCGAAGACUUGACAUCAAGAAGCGUCUUGGGUAUGGCGAUACGUCGAUGGGGUCCGACUUGGCGGAGUCAAGUUUUCUACGCCUUGCUGGUGGAAAUUGCAGACAGCCAGGAUGUUGAGGGGACUGAAAGGAAGUAUGGCGCUUUCAUCAAGCACAUAGAGACGCUCGAACUGCUCGAUGCCUACUCUAUAAAAUCGCUUCUCGACGGCAAGCAGCUCGCUAAAGCUCUCGCAACACCUCCUGGGCCUUGGAUGAAGGAUGCAUUGGAUGUAGUCAUGGCCUGGCAGCUCCGAAAUCCUGGACAAACCGAUCCCACCGCCGCGAUAGACGCAGUCCGGGCGCACCAAAACCAUGGCAAGUCCGCGUAACUUGACGGAUCAAGGCCGGAAGGUCAUGACCCCACAGCUUCCCCCGAAAAUCAGCCUUCAAUCACCGGACGAUAGUAUUACUAGACCUUGGAAAUAUGCUCAAGACGCUUCGGCU